This is a messenger RNA of Pelmatolapia mariae (spotted tilapia), 2438 nucleotides long. RefSeq names its product zinc finger protein 501-like. Lineage: Eukaryota; Metazoa; Chordata; Actinopteri; Cichliformes; Cichlidae. Gene Ontology annotation, molecular function: DNA-binding transcription factor activity, RNA polymerase II-specific; RNA polymerase II cis-regulatory region sequence-specific DNA binding. Bases 101 to 1405 code for a protein of 434 amino acids. Gene Ontology annotation, biological process: regulation of transcription by RNA polymerase II. The transcript is spliced from 2 exons. The record is from RefSeq and is a predicted model, not a curated record.
AGUAGGUGCAUUAUUGCGCAGGGGAAGAACAAGUUGUGUUUCCGGUGCGGGUGGCGCAUCAUCAGGCAGGAGCGUCCAGAGGUAGAGUAGAAGGUGUAUAAUGGCUGCGGUCUUUCCUGUAGAUGUCCAGCAGCUACUGGUGAUAAAAGAAGAGGUUUCCCAUGAAUGUGAAUGGAGCCCCAGUGUGAACCAUCCUGACUCAGAGCUGUGGAAAAAUCAAGAGCGAGUUCACUGUAAUGGGCUGGAGGAGAAUAUCAAGAGGUUUCCAUUUACUGUUGUUCAUGUGAAGAGUGAAGAUGAAGAAGAGAAACCUCAGUCCUUAAAGGUUCAUCAAAACCAAAAUAAAUACAAGAUAGAGACGGAGACUCAAGCGAGCAACUCCUCUGAACAGAGGAAAAUGGACCGAAGUACAAAUAACAAUAUACAAACAAAUACUGAUGGCGAAGCACCGGAAUCUUCUGAGACUGAAGUCAGUGAGGAUGGCUGGCAGGAACCUUUGUCAGAUUGUGGACCUGAAACUGACGACAGCAACAGCCGGUUGAAUGACGACAGAACACCUGAGUCAGGUGUAAAUAAUGCAAAAAGGUCUUCCAGCUGUUUGGUGAAUGAGAGAAGUUCUAGAGUGGAGCCAAGUGUCGAUUCUCAGAUGAAGCGAUUUGGAUGUGAUGAUUGUGGUAAACGAUUUAACCAAAAGAAAGAUCUUAGAGUACACAUGAGAGUCCACACAGGAGAAAGACCAUUCUGUUGUGCAGAUUGUGGUAAAAGAUUUAGAUAUCAAGGAAGUCUGAAUGUACACAUGAGGCUCCAUGCUGGAGAGAAACCGUAUGCUUGUGAUAAAUGCGGUAAAAGAUUUAGCCUCAAGACAAAUCUUACCAGGCACAUAAGAGUCCACACUGGAGAGAAACCAUUUAGCUGUGACAUUUGUGGACAAAGAUUUAACUAUAAAAGAAACCUUAACAUGCACAUAAGAGUGCACACAGGAGAGAAACCUUUUAGUUGCAACGAUUGUGGGCAAAAAUUUAACCAAAAGAUCGAACUUAGGAGACACACGAGAGUUCACACAGAAGAGAAACCGUAUGCUUGUGGUGAUUGUGGUAAAACGUUUAGUUACCAGUGUAAUCUGAAGACACACAUGGCACUCCACAAAGGAGAGAAACAGUUUGUUUGCGGUGUUUGUGGUAACAUAUUUAACCAAGAGGGAAAUCUAAAGAUACACAUGAGAGUCCACACAGGAGAGAAACCAUUUGGUUGCGAUUUCUGUGGUAAAAGAUUUAACCAAAAGAUACAUCUUGAGACGCACAUUAGAGUUCACACAGGGGAGAAACCUUAUCACUGUGGAUUUUGUGGCAAAAGAUUUAGACAUCAGUGUAAUCUAAAGAUACACACCAAACUCCACAAGGAAUAACUAAGUAUUGAGAGUCUCAACGGGACUUCUUCCCCUGACUGGGAGUAGUGAUGCCCAUCAAAAUAAUCUCUACAAAGAGGAUGAUGUGCAAAACAGUGUUCUUAUCAGUACUGUUUUUAUUUUUGACAAAGCUAGCCACAACUUCCAAUUUUCCAUCAUGUAUUUUGUAACAUGAUGUAAAAUUCAGACGUCGCAUUGCAAGUACUUUAAACCACUGAAGAAUGAAAAGAUGGCCUCUGGUAUUUUUUAAACUGUUAAAAUGAGAUUUUGUGUAGUAUAUAAACAUACUACAUGAUACUGCACAGUCCUAAAGGUGCAGCGGCACUAUCGUGUAGUGAUUAACAGAUUUACCUAACACCUGAAAAGUUUGAGUCAAGCCUGGGAGAGGGUCCCAGAGAGGGUUGUGUCUGGACAUCAGCAGGACAUCUGGUGUAAAAAUUGUGUAAAAUUCAGUAUGACUACAAAACUUCUUUAUGAUAAGUGUAUUGUGUAUUUGUGGUAGCAUUUUUUUUUUUUAAUUGAUUGAUUUCUACUCAUUUCCAAUAGUAUGUUUAGCUCAUUCAGCCAAAGGACCUGUGAGCUUAUCGUUACUCAUUAGUCCUCCUAUAGAAUUGGUCAAAAUUACACAUAAUGGUCUUUGGGCUUUACCUUACAAUAUAAAGCAUCUCAUGAUAGCAUAAUUUCCUUAAGGAUUAUUAAAGUAUUCUGAUUCUGAUUGUGAAGAUCAAGGUUACGUUCGUCACUUUACAGGCAAUAAUCUGUGAAUUGUGAGAAAACUGAGCUGCUGGGUUACUGACAUUAUGCUCUGGUUUUUGGUACAUUAAAAAUAUGUAUAUAGAGUACAUUCCACUUUGACUUUUAUUUAGUACGUUUAUGAUAUAUUUUACUUGAAUUAAUCGUCACUAAUUUGCACAGAGAUAACUACUUUGGCUUUUUUAAUUAAUGUUCUUUUACCAUGCUGUAAAUAAUGUUUAAACCUGGAUUAUAACAGCACCAUGAGGUAUGAACAGUGAGAUUGAUGGUUAUCUUACAU